CUUAUACGCUUGCACUAGAAUCUGCGGAAUUCUUUUUGUUUUGUGUGUUUACCAAGUUUACUGAAUCAAAAUGAGAUUGACCAACGUUUUACUGAAAAAAGUGAAGAGCAAGCGCAUCAUGGUUGUGCUUGAAAGUGCGGUCAGCGGACAUCAGUUUAAUGCCUUUCGUGAUCGUUUGGCCGAAAAAUUGGAGAUAAUACGCUUCGAUCCCUACAUUCAGAAAGAUAGCCUCUACCGCGAACGCAAGAAAAUCCGCAGAGCCUAA
Drosophila kikkawai is the source of this 265-nucleotide messenger RNA. The record is from RefSeq and is a predicted model, not a curated record. NCBI's taxonomy places the organism in Eukaryota, Metazoa, Arthropoda, Insecta, Diptera, Drosophilidae.